AUGGCAGAUUGUGACGACAAUUGUGUUGAAAAUGUGCAGCAACAGCAGGUCAGUAGUGACCAAGACAAGCAGGGCAAUGUAUUUGGGAGAACUCAAGGGGCAAGCAAAGGUACUGUCCAGGGACAAGUGCAGUCUGACUCUGAGACAGUUGGUGUGGAGCUUUCUCGAGAGGAAAGACGUCGACAACGAAGGCAGGAAAGGGCGAGAUCUAGAGAAUCCUCCAGAGAACGAACCAAUGGGGAGGAUACAAAAUCAGUGGAAAGUGAAAUAAAUAGUCAAAAAUCCAGACGAAGACGGUUUAUUACAAGAGAUGCUGAUGAAGGAGAGAACACCAGCAGUACAGCUGUACCCUCCACUGUACCUCCUGUUGUUGUGCCUGUACUUGAUUCCACUAAACUUCCUCGGAGUCGACAGAUAAGGAAACCAGCUGAUACAGAGGGAACAGCAUCGCCCCCUGUGUCAUUACCUGUCAAAGUAGUUGACAAAACACCACAACCUGAGGUGGCAUCUUCAUCUCUUAGUAAGGCUGAGGACCUACAGAGACGGAGACAAAGAAGGCGUGAACUUAGUGCUGAACGGAGAGCCAGAAUGGGAACAGCUCCUCUCGUCUCUCCAGAGCCAGAUAUUCUACCAGAGGUCAAGGCCACAACUGUUCCAACUGGCAAUAAACUUGGUGACAAUUUAAACAAUAUGCAAGCUAAUUCAUCUGAUGGUCAGUCUUCUAGUGUUUCACAAGACAGUAGUGUUGGUGAUAUUCAUGUUCCUGUGAUUAAAAACUCUGAGGUUGUUACUGCUCAGUCAGUAUCAUCUGGUUAUCAAAGUAACGAUGAGUCUUCAGGGCAGACAAAAUAUAAACUUUUGAGGACACCCAGGGAAGAUAGAAGAGAGAGGCGAUUAUCAGGGAGUGAUGCUAUUUCAAGUUCUCAAAGUCCAAAGCAUAAUUUACAUGUUCAAAAUUCAAAGCAGACUGCUGAUAACACUUUACCCUUAGAAGCAGGUCAGAAAAAUGUUACGUUAAUAUAUCAGUCAAGUCACGAUAUGAAUGGAGACAGUCAGGAAGGAAAUGAGUUUCAGAGACAAAUAAUUGAUACUAGCAAUACUUCCUCAUCUAAUGCUCCACUUAGUCCUUCCUACAAACACAAGAUGCAGAACCUUUCUCCGAAGCCAUAUAGUCCUCCUGGAAAACACGAUGCUGAAGGAUCUUCUCCAACAUUCUCACCUUGGCCAACAAACACAACUGUACAACCUGUAUCCUCCUUUCCUUCCAGUCCUCGCCAGGAUACUAGACCAGUCUCGCCAUCUGUCAGAUCAGAUGGGGAGGCAAGACAAAGUCCUAGUCUAGUCCAGAUGGGUGGCAGAUCUCGACAUGGGUCUGGGUCAACACCUGUUAAGUCACAAAGUGCUGAGGAGAUGUCUGACAGGAAGAGAGAUCCACCAUCUUCCUCUAAAACUAGUAAGUCUAUGGACUUUAAUGAACAGAAUGCAUUUAAAGGUUCUUCAUCGUUAAAAAGGACAGCACUUGUUACAGACCUGGACAAAGCCAUGCAACAGAUGGAUCAGGAGAGACUACAUAGAUUGUUUAAGAAUGAAGGAAAGUCAGAACAUGGAGACAAGAUAGAGAAGGUGAGUGGAGGUAUAAUGGGGUCACAAGGGGAUGAUGGGGUGAUGGAGACAGAUUUAGAUGCUGAAACUGUGACCCCCAGUAAAUACAGAACACCAACCAAAGCAACAAUACCAAUGACUGGGAGUACUGCCUCAUCAAGUGGAAAACUACUUACGUCACUGCGGGACAACUAUCAAAAAUUACAGGAAAAAGUAGCUUCCCACAGACAAAGGACAGGGUCGGACUCCUCUUUACUGGAGAGACCAAAUAUUAAAAAGGUGAAGGAAAGACAGAAAACUAUGGAUGACUCGUACAGACCACAAGUCAAUCUAGAUGAUGCUGUUAAAUGGCCCGAAUCUGUACCAGAAAGAUUAGACUUCAGGCAUUUAGAUGUAUUUGAAGGGAAGAUGCUACUGCAGUUUCUGUGUUCUUCGAUAGACGAGAACCACUACUUACGUCUGAUUCUGACAUCACAUGAUCUCCAGGUAGUCAUUUCUCAGGUGGUGACCUGUCUGAUAGCCACUGGUAUCAUCAAGGAGCUGGAGCAGAGGGAGGGCCAGUUUGUCUUCAGAACGGAUUGUAUGUACUACUGGACCCACACCGAGAACCCAGUGGCCAAACAAAAUGCUGAUAUUGGCAAGCUGACGCCCAUGUGGCCACCCAACCUGCCCAAUCAGGACAGUCAACAUGGACUUAAGUACACAGAAGCAGAUCACCAGGCAGCUAUGGUCACUUUACGACAUGAGUAUCAAGAGGAUGUAAGAAAACUGAAGGAUGAGCAUCAGGCUGUGCUGAACAAGUUCCGUGAGGAGCAUGAAAAAAGUGUUCAACAGUAUGCUGAGCGUAUCGCAAACCUGCAGAGAGAAGUAGAAAAGUACAAGGCUUUAGCAGGCAUUGAAGAAUAUACCCAGGAGGCUCUAGCUGAAGCAGAGGCUGCUGGCAAGGAUCUAAUUAAUGGACAUAUUUAUGCACCAGACGGGUCAAGAAUCAUUGCAGUCACUGCAACACCACAGUCCACACCGUCUAACUCAGAGUAUCACACACCUGCUGUCACACCUGAAUGUGUGACAGGCAAGUUCCCUGUGAACAUUCUACGAGAGAAUGGAGAUAGUAUGGGCACGCCGGCUGUGCCUGCAGAGCUCCGGCCAGACCCCCCAGCUCCCCCUCCUCCACCUCCACCACCGCCUCCCCCUUUUAUGGGUGGGCCCCCACCUCCUCCACCUCCCCCUUUUAUGGGUGGACCCCCACCUCCUCCACCUCCUCCUGCUCCAGGCAUGCUGGGACUACAGAGCAGUAGAAGACCCUCCAAAUCUCCCAUCAAUCCCAAGUCCCCCAUGAAACCAUUGUUUUGGCAGAGGAUCCAGUUACAUGAUAUCAAACAUUCAAAAAAUAAAGAUCUGGCAAACGCACGUCUAGUGUGGGAUGAGUUGAAUGAGGCCAGUGGGUUGGACUUCAUGGAAGUGGAUUCUCUCUUCUCCAAACAGCAGCUCAACACCAACCAUCGAACCAAUCUUCAUCGCAGAAAAUCCAUACAACAACAGGCAGCUAAGGUGAUUGAGCCCAAGCGAGCACAGGUGGUGGGCAUCCUUCUGUCCAGUCUGAGGAUGGAAAUGACCGAAAUAGAACAUGCAAUUUUAACCUUUGACACCUCAGUAGUGAAUGCAGAGAAGCUCAGGGCAAUAUAUGACAGUCGAGGAGAACCAGAUGAAAUAAAAAAACUGAAAAAGCAUGUGGAUAAACACCCAGAUGUACCACUUGAUAAACCUGAUCAAUUUUUGUACGAUUUGACGUUGAUUCCGGACUUCGUAGAUAGAAUACACUGCUUUAUUUUUCAACAAACAUUCCUGGAGUGCAUGUCUGUGAUAGAAAACAAAUUCAACAAUCUCAAGAUGACUGCUGAUCUGCUGAUGCGAGAUGAAGGAAUACGAAAUAUCUUAGGUCUAGUCUUGGCUAUAGGAAACUAUAUGAAUGGGGGGAAUCGAAAUCGGGGACAAGCUGAUGGUUUCAGUAUAGAGAUACUACCUAAUCUAAAGGAUGUUAAAACUAAGGACAACAGAUCAAGUUUGCUAUCUUACAUUGUAACCUUGUAUGUGAAGAUGUAUGAGAGAGAUGUCACCAGCUCCGACCGUCUGACUGCCCCUAUUCCUGACACAAGUGAUCUGAAUCAGGCCAAACUGGUGGCAUUUGAUGAAAUCGAAAAGGAAAUGAAAAAAAUCAAAAAGGAUUUUGAUGCGGCAGAGAAAUGUGCUGAGAAAAUAAUGAAAUCUAAAGCUAGUCAAGAGUGUGUGCAGCCAUUCCAGGACAUCAUGACAGAAUUCUUCGAAAGAGGACGCCGUGAAUACAAAGAACAAGAAGAGAAUUUGAAAGAAAGUCGUGCAAAGUUUCAGGAGGUUGUCAUGUUUUUCUGUGUUAAACCAAAGAGUGGGGAGAAAGAAGUGACUCCAGACUAUUUCUUUUCAUUGUGGUUGGUGUUUUGUAAAGAUUUCAAAGAUUUCUGGAAAAAAGAGCAGCAGCGAGUUAUAAAACAAAGAAUCAAGGAUGCCCAGAUGAGAGUUAGACAGUUGCAGGAGGGUAAAAAGGUGGCCAUCUCCACACAAAUUAGGACACGCUCAAAGAAACCUGGAGGAUUAAAAGACCGACUUGCCAGUAAGGGGAUGCUGUAGACCCUGCCAUAUUUUGUUGGAGCUUGAUUGGCGC
Messenger RNA from Ylistrum balloti, 4300 nucleotides. RefSeq names its product protein cappuccino-like. Gene Ontology annotation, biological process: cortical actin cytoskeleton organization; actin nucleation; actin filament network formation. Gene Ontology annotation, molecular function: actin filament binding; microtubule binding. Bases 1 to 4266 code for a protein of 1421 amino acids. Gene Ontology annotation, cellular component: actin filament; cytoplasm; cytoskeleton. The transcript is spliced from 19 exons. The record is from RefSeq and is a predicted model, not a curated record. NCBI's taxonomy places the organism in Eukaryota, Metazoa, Mollusca, Bivalvia, Pectinida, Pectinidae.